GUCGAAUCGUGCAGGGUGUUGGUGGAGUGUAGAGUAGCUAGGGUUCAUCAUCAGCAUCCGUUGCGAAUGUAGUGUUUUUCGGCUGAGGAGCAAGAAAGUGAAGCACUUGAGACAAUCUAAGAAACGCAUCUGCUUUUGUAAAGAUGUCGUACACCACCCAAAAACAGUUCCUAAGCAUUGCGUUCCCGAACGAAGGUCCAACACUACCGAGUCGCAAGCGUAGCGAUGCAGUACUGAAAUCGUACAGUUCUUGCUACGACCAUCGUGCUUGGUCUCGAGAUGGGUUGAAGCAGUCGCAGUUCAUUGGGGAUGUCGCCAAUCGAGCACUAUCGCAGGCUGCAAAACUUCCGCUACACUUCUUCUCCGGGGCAGAACUAACGAAAGAAAUUCUAGUUCGUCUGGAUGCUGAUAAUCUGGCCGAUUAUAUCCUGAGUCUAAGGGAUGAGGCGAAAAAGAAGCAUAACUCGAUCGAAUCGCUAGAACAGACCAAACAAGAGCUGGUGAAACGAACCGAAACACUCGACGAAAAAGUGAAUGCAUUACAAGAAGAGAACCGCCUGCUGAGUGCUGAAAUCGAACGGAUCGUUGCAUGUCAGGAUCAGCAACGUGAAACGAAUCAGUUCGAUGAGCAGGAACUCGCCGAAAUUAGCCAAAUGAUCAUUGAUCUACGGGACUAUAACGAAGAUCUCGAACAGGAAAUGCAGAUCUUGCGGGGCCAGUUUAAAGCAUUACAAACGGCCGCAGAUCCUGCAGGUGGUGAUAAUCAGGAUGAUCGGGCAAACAUUGAGGCUGAAAACAAUUUUCUCAAGUUUAAGGCGAAGGACUAUGACCGAUUGGAAAGUGAACUGACUUUGUUUAAAGCCGAGUAUGAUAACUUGACGCAACAAAAGCGUGAGCUGGCAGAAGAAGCGCAGCGCGCACAGCAAUACCGAUUGAAGGCAGUCGAGCUGAAACAGAACCUUAAAGACGAACUACACCGUAGAGAAAUGUGUGAGGAUCAGAUUGAAAUGUUGGUGAACAUGUAUGAACAACAAUCAGUUGAGUUGAAUCAACUGAAGGGUCACGUAAAAAUGUUGGAUCGAUCAUCCCAUGAUCGUCUUUUCGAUGAAUCAACGAAUGGAUCCCAAACACCCAUGACCGAAACAACGAUAGAAAAUAUCCCUCAUGAAGAUCGUGAAAUAGCAGAUGAAACCACGUGCCCGAAUUGCGCCGAAUAUCUGCAACAAAUUCAAGAACUUAAUAAAUGUAUCAUUGAGCAGACGCAACAUGUCGAAGACCUUAAACAACAAAUCGAGUCCAGAGUAGGAACCGAACCCAUUCAAGGUACCAGUGGUACGAAGACAAUGACUGAUGAGAGUGCAGUAUAUCAGCAGCAAUUAUUCGAUCUUCAGGAAGAAUUAACAGAGUGUCAAAGGCAAUUACAGGAAACAACGGAUAAGUAUGCCGUUCUGCGCGAAACUUCCAUGGCCGAUUGUAAAGAAUUGGGACGGUUGAAGCUGCAUCUAGAACAGCUAACCAGUGACACAUCAUCGGAUGUGACGGUAGGACAAAUGGAACUACUUGCAGCAAAUGAGAAGCUAAAUGCAUUAGAGGAGGAAAAUGGAAAGCUUCGGGAAGACUUAGCCAAAUUGCAAUCAUCAGGUACUCCGAAUCAGAAUGAUACUGCAGGUGGUACGGAAUGUUGUGUAGAAAAGAACAACAAAAUUACUCAGCUGGAGCAACUCAUUUCCGAAUUAAAAGACGUCCCUAAUGCGAUGCCUGUGACCUCCGGUAGUAUGGAAGAAAAUGCAAGCCUGCUCCAAAGAAUAUCUAAUCUUGAAAAAGACCUGCAGGAAAGGGAACAGAAAUUGAAAACGUUACAAGAAGCAUUAGAAAAGGGUGGCGGUCCGCAGGAAGCUGGUGUCGAUAGUGCUGAGUUGAAUUCGUUGUUAUCCCAGCUGGCCGAAAAGAACGAAUUGAUUGAGCAGCUCGAGAACAAGCUAAACAUUCAGGAGACCGCUGAAGGAAAGGCUUCAAUGCCUGCCGAUGACGCUCGUGCAUGUCAGGAAGAGCUUGCUGAACUGAGAAACCGUCUGGCAAUGUACGACGCGGAUGCAAUAGACAAGGUGGUGUCUAAUCCUUCUAAGGAAUCGAGAAAGAGCGUCCGAAUUAGUGAUGAAAUAGAACAAUUUGAACCACUUUCCAUCAAGGAAGAGCUGGGCAGUGAGCAGGAUGAGAAAGAAACGGAGGAAAUAAAGGCCGAAUCGGAGAGCGAUGCCGACAACGACGAAGAUGCGUACGAUGAUGACGAUGCGAACGGUGAUGCCUUAGGAGCUUCCGUUGGGCGCAACAAACUGGACAGUUCACUCGAAAAGCUCGAGAAACUGCAGGAGAAUCUUAACAAACGCUGUACGUUGAAGGGACGCAGCUCGAUGGGUCCGUUGAGAAGUGGAACGACUGCAUGCGACUGUAUCCAAGCGAUAGCUCUCAAGAUAGCUCAGGGCGGUCUAGAGUUGCUGUUAGUGGCGGAGCUGUACGUGUUGCUGCAGGAAAUUUGUAGUGCCAUCACGCGGAAGAAUGCCGUGCUCGGUCGUAAUGUGACGGUACUGGCCAACAGCAUGACCAAGUGCUGGCAGGCCAUCACGGAUGCACGGGUCAUGAUGAACAUGGAGUUGACGAACCGUACUAACCACCAGUCGGUUCAGUCGGCCGAAUGCUUGAAUGUGCAGCAGGAUGAGGACAACCGCAGCCGAACCGCUAGUCAUAUGGGCCAUCUGAAUCGAUCUAGCCUUUGGACGGGCAUGCUAGAAACGAGACCAUCAAUCCCGGUACAUAAAUCGCUGUCAGUUGGAAGUGACGAUAACAGACACUCAAAUGUAACGUCUGUGGAUAUCCAGAGACGUCGAACUAUUAAAUGGAUGGAAAAUGUGAAACAAAUUCAUCAGAGAAGUUAAAAGAACAUUUCAUGGCGGAGUAGUCCUUCAUUUGACCGUAGUUUGGAAUGAUUAAAAAACUCCUAAUAAAUUCGAAUAUUGCUGAUAAAUUAAAGAACAA
Molecule: messenger RNA, 3033 nt
Organism: Anopheles funestus (African malaria mosquito)
Lineage: Eukaryota; Metazoa; Arthropoda; Insecta; Diptera; Culicidae
Product: kinectin-like
Exons: 4
Coding region: 144-2933 (929 amino acids)
Source: RefSeq, a predicted model, not a curated record